AUGCUUCUGAGUAUCUCAGAGAAGGUGAUGGAAAAAUUAAUUCUUACUGAUUCAGAAUUUGAGGAGAUUGUCCAGACUGUGCUACGCAAGUCCCUCAAGGAGUGCUUCGAGACUUCCUGUGUAAAGCCAACAGUGUACAUCCAGUCAGGCAAAGAACCGGGAAUCAUUACUUCUGCUACUAAUGAUGAUAAUGCCAGUGGAGAGAAGGUGAUGGUACCUCACACACCAGAGAUUUCAUUGUCUCUGGAAGAUGAAGUUACCCCAGAGAUGAGUGCAUCUGGGCCAGGCCAGGCAGUUCCUGCACCCUCUGAGAAGAAAGUUGACAGAGAGUACUUAAGCAAAAGAAAGAAGGAGGCUCAAGGUGAAAAAAUGGAGACACCCAAAGAUGGACAUGAGCACAGACAGAGAGACCAAUUAAAGGACAUGUUGUGGAAUCAUUCUCAGACCAAGGAUCAGACAAAAAAAAGAAAGAGAGAUGGUUUUGGUCAUUGUGUAGUCUGGGUUCAGUGUUCCUCUCCAAACUGUAGAAAAUGGAGGCGGCUGUGUAGGAACAUUGACCCCUCGGUUCUCCCAGAUAAUUGGUUCUGUCACCAGAAUACAGACUUGGAUUAUAAUUGCUGUGAUAUUCCUGAGGAGACCUGGACAGGGAAUGAGAGUGAAGUGGUCUAUGCCUCCUAUAUCCCAGGAUGCAUCAUCUGGGCCAAGCAAUACGGUUACCCAUGGUGGCCAGGCAUGGUAGAAUCUGAUCCUGACUUGGAGGAGUAUUUUCUUUUUGCAUCUCAUUUUGAUUCUCUUCCGUCUAAGUACCAUGUGACAUUUUUUGGAGAAACAGUUUCUCGUGCUUGGAUUCCAGUGAACAUGCUAAAGAAUUUCCAAGAGCUGUCCCUGGAGCAAACAGGAGUGAAAAAGUGCAGGAACAAGGACUACAUUCAGAAACUGGAAGUAGCCGUAAUGAUGGCUCAUAAAGCAGAGCAGACCGACAUUGAGGAUCGGGUUAACUUAUUUGGCUUCUGGAACCGAUACUGUGGAUCUGACAGCAAUGAAGAAAAACAAGACUUAAUGCUGCCUGGGGCUAACAGCCCUGAGUCCAACGUGGAGAAAGAAGACAAUGAGUUAGAGGUGGAGGAGAAAGAGAAAAAAGACCCAACUUUGCCUGGUCCCAAGUCAGCCAAGAUGAAGACCAAAAACCCCAAACUGAAAGGCAUGUCAGAUGGACAAGACAGGAUCCUGAAAAAGAAGGGAACCAAGCGGUGUCUGCACAGUGAAUCCACAGUG
Octodon degus (degu) is the source of this 1275-nucleotide messenger RNA. It is a transcript of the gene Zcwpw1, whose product is annotated as zinc finger CW-type and PWWP domain containing 1. Gene Ontology annotation, molecular function: zinc ion binding. Lineage: Eukaryota; Metazoa; Chordata; Mammalia; Rodentia; Octodontidae. The transcript is spliced from 14 exons. The annotation marks the transcript as partial. Gene Ontology annotation, cellular component: nucleus. The record is from RefSeq and is a predicted model, not a curated record.